Molecule: messenger RNA, 617 nt
Organism: Sitophilus oryzae (rice weevil)
Lineage: Eukaryota; Metazoa; Arthropoda; Insecta; Coleoptera; Curculionidae
Gene: mRpS10
Product: 28S ribosomal protein S10, mitochondrial
Exons: 4
Coding region: 119-553 (144 amino acids)
Cellular component (GO): mitochondrion; mitochondrial small ribosomal subunit
Source: RefSeq, a predicted model, not a curated record
UCAAAUUUUAGAAACGUCAUUGGCCUAUGGGCAGUUAUGGGUUAAUAAAUUUUUAAGAAGAAGAAUUAUUUCCCAUCCUUCUAUGGCAUCCUUCUCCCAUCAAUCCUGAUUUUAUAAAAUGAUUCGUUUAACACGACUGCUCAAUUUAGGAGGCAGGCAGUUCUCUACUCUUGCAGAAAAUGCAUCCUUACCAGAGUUAGAUAAGCUAUACAAAACUUUAGAACUGGAAGUUCGAGGUAAUGAUCCUGCAGUUCUUAAGAGUUUUUGUAAAUUUGCUACUACAGCCGGAAAUCAUUUUGGACUGGAAUCUAAAACGUGGAAUUUAAAAAAACCUGUACAUGAGAGAUAUACGGUUUUAAAAUCGGUACAUAUUUAUAAGAAACACAGGGUUCAGUAUGAAGUAAGAACGUAUUUUGCCUUUGUACAAUAUAAUUUGCUAACGGGUUCCACAGCUGACACUCUUCUAGAAUAUGUAGAAAGGAAUUUGCCUGAAGGGGUUGCUUUAAAAGCUACAAAAGUUGAAAUACAAGAACUUCCAGAACAUAUUAGUUGAUUUAAAAGAAAUUGUUAUAGUUAAUUUUAAUAUAUAGUUAAGAAAACUUGUGUUUACUAUUCUA